AUGCGGGCAGGGGACGUGAAGGAUCUGCUGCGGGUCCUGUGGCUGCUGAGUGAGGGGACCUUGGUGCUCGUAGCCUCCUACAAUGACCCGGCCACCAAGCUGAUGGAGGAGAGCAGGAGGAUUUUUGGGGAGCUGGGCAGCGCCGUGGCCAAAGAUUUGGGGUUCAGGGACAGCUGGGUCUUCGUGGGGGCUGAGGGAGUGCAGGACAGGAGCCCCUUUGAGCAGGAGGGGGGGAUUUCGGGGGGGUUGGAGCACAUCCGGAACAGCUGCAGCUCCAACAAAUACGAGGGGUGGCCGGAGGCGCUGGAGCUGAGGGGCUGUGUCCCGCGGCGCCCCCCGGGGGGACCCCAAAACCGCGGGGGGACUCCAAAAACACCCAGGACCCAAAACCCGUUGGAGGACCCCAAAACCACCCAGGACCCCCCCAAAAUGUCACCAAAUAAAGGCGGGGACGGGUCUGGAGUGUUUGGGGGAUUUUGGGGUCCUGCACUAUAG
This is a messenger RNA of Oenanthe melanoleuca, 495 nucleotides long. Its product is annotated as protein FAM3A-like. Lineage: Eukaryota; Metazoa; Chordata; Aves; Passeriformes; Muscicapidae. Bases 1 to 495 code for a protein of 164 amino acids. The transcript has 4 exons. The record is from RefSeq and is a predicted model, not a curated record.